UCCUGUUCCCAUGAGACUGACCUCCCGAUGCACUGAACAUACCCAAUCAAGUUAAUCCAGUGUGGAGGGAGAACACAGGGCGGCAUUAUAACUUCAGCUCCACAAUCCACAUGUUGGUGGAGAGACUGCGUAAACUGAGCAAUGGCACGACUUCUUCUUCUGACAGCUUUGGGUGUGCUGUUCACCCUGCAGAUGGUGAGCUCCACCAAGCUGGUGUGCUACUUGACCAACUGGUCCCAGUACAGACCAGGAGCGGGCAAGUUCACUCCUGCCAACGUGGACCCUUUCCUCUGCACUCAUGUGGUAUACACCCUCGCCACCAUCAGCCCUGACAACCAGCUUGCCACGAUUGAGUGGAAUGACGAAGACAUGUACAAACAGCUGAACAACAUGAAGCUGACGAAUCCCAACAUGAAAACUCUUCUCUCUGUUGGAGGCUUGACCGAUGGAGUCAGUCCGUUUGUUGCCAUGGUGUUCACAGCAGAGAGCCGUAACACAUUCAUCAAGUCUGCCUUGAGUUUCCUGCGAACUCAUAACUUUGAUGGCCUGGACCUGGCCUGGGAUUAUCCUGGACAAAAUGGCAGCCCACUGGACGACAAGCAGAGGUUCACUGCCUUGCUCACGGAGCUGAGACAGGCCAUCAUGGAUGAGGCCAGGGACAACAAGAAAUCCCCCCUCCUAAUCUCAAUCAAAGUUGGAGCUCUUAAACCAACAAUCGAUACCAGUUAUGAGGUUCCUGAAGUGGCAAGCAAAGUGGACUUCAUCAGCAUCAUGAGCUAUGACUAUCACGGCCACUGGGAGAAGAGAACCGGACACAACAGCCCUCUCUUCAGGAGCUCUGUCGACGAGGGAACUCAUGUUCACUACAACAUUGAGUCUACUGUGACCUACUGGCUGGAGAAAGGUGCCGCGGCUGAUAAGCUGCUCUUGGGUUUCCCCACGUAUGGUCGCACCUUCCAGCUCACCUCCUCUUACUCGGGCCUGGGUGCUCCUGCAAACGGCUCAGCUGGCGCCGGCCCCUACACCCGCGAGGCUGGCUUCUGGUCUUACUACGAGGUUUGCUCCUUCACAUCAACUGGCACAGUCGGCUGGAUUACAGAGCAGAAGGUUCCUUAUGCAACCCACGGGAACUCCUGGGUGGGCUAUGACAACAAGGAGAGCUAUGCUGCGAAGGCCCAGUGGCUGAGAGGGAAGGACCUGGGCGGGGCGUCUGUGUGGACACUUGACCUGGACGACUUUGGAGGCGCCUUCUGUGCAGAUGGCGCAUACCCUCUGGUCAACCACCUGCGUAACUCACUGGGUUUCCCACCCAAACCUACCACCACUAAGGCCCCCACUACCACUGCGGACCCCAUCACCACCUUUUGCCGCGGCCGCCCUGAUGGCCUUUACCCAAACUCCGCUGAUGAGACAACUUACUUCCAGUGUUUCCGUGGAAACACCUACCUGCACAGCUGCCAGCCUGGCCUGGUGUUCCUAGAUGCCUGCAAGUGCUGUGACUACCCAUAAGGGAAGAGAGAGAAACAAGGGUCUAGAUAUGUCCUUUUCCUGUCACUUUUUCAGUGAGACAGUGUUUCAGUUCAUAUAAUCAUGUCAGAUUUUGUGUACAUUUGCAAUUACUUUGUAUCAUAUGGGAUGCUGUUGGACCAAGACAAACCCAGAAGCACUCAGCAAACGAAGAGUUACACUCUUGUGCUCUGAAUGUUAAAGACCAAGACAUUCUUGAUACAAAUGUAAACUUGUACAAUAGUGUCAACUCUGUGCCUAAUAAAGUACAGGGUGGUUUUCUAUCCAAGUGAGUUGUGAAACUUUUUGUAAUAAUAAUGAUAACAAUAAAAGUUUUUUUUGUAUGUGA
Messenger RNA from Clupea harengus (Atlantic herring), 1855 nucleotides. RefSeq names its product acidic mammalian chitinase-like. Gene Ontology annotation, cellular component: extracellular region. The record is from RefSeq and is a predicted model, not a curated record. Gene Ontology annotation, molecular function: chitin binding. Bases 142 to 1509 code for a protein of 455 amino acids. Lineage: Eukaryota; Metazoa; Chordata; Actinopteri; Clupeiformes; Clupeidae. Gene Ontology annotation, biological process: carbohydrate metabolic process. The transcript has 12 exons.